UGAUUGGUCAGGAGAGGGAUGGACCCCCUGCGAUGCCAAAAUCAUAACAAGCUUGUCGUUUUCUGCCAUUAUGGCUAACCCAAGGAAGUUCAGUGAAAAGAUAGCAUUACAUAAUCAAAAACAAGCGGAGGAAACCGCCGCUUUCGAGGCAAUUAUCAGAGAUGUAUCGGCUGCAACUAGGGGUUCACCCGGUUAUUCUACCCCAAAUCAGCAUCUACAACUCCAACAGAAUAUCAUGGGUCAAUACAGGGCAGGGUCACUGCCAAACGUCAACCAGAUGGCCGGUAAUUCGGCUGUAGACUUGCAGACGACCCUCCAGCAUUUCGAGGAUAUACGAGGAGGGCCAAUACACAACCGUGGCAUCGACAGACUACACAACCGGGACAGGGGGAGACAACUAGGACCACACCGACGUGCUUUCCCUAUGGACAAGCAAAGGACUGACUGUUCUCCAUAUGGGUCUGCAUUCCUUUCUCCUCCUCCGGACACAAGCUGGCGCAGGUUAUUUCGUCAUCUUAACGGUCCUAACCUAUCUCGAACCAAUUCUGAUUCUGCCCUCCACACCAGUGCCAUGACUCAGUUAGGGGACCUAGGAGACCACAUGCAUGGUGCUACCACACCCCCUGUAAACCGCCGGCUUAUGGAAGUAGCUGGUGAAAACUCAAUGCAGGGGGGACAACUCAUGAAAGAAUUUUGGGACCCCAAAAAGCUGGUGGCACAGUCACGGCCUAAAUCUUGUGAGGUUCCCAAUAUCAAUAUAUAUCCAUCAACGGAGCAGGAAAGCCAGGGACAAAGUAUUCAUGUUCCUAUCACUAACAACACUGGCUCACUGCCCGAUCUGACCGUGCUUCACUUCCCACCCCCACUGGCUACACCCCUGGACGCAGAAGACCAGUCGUACCCAGUAGGGCAGCAACCCUCAGGCUCUGCCACUGCCAACCUGUCUCCCACCAGUGCUCACAGACUCGGGGGCAUGGGCCCUCCUAGCCCUCAGGCUCAGAGCCCGGUACAGCGACGCAGGCUGCAGCAUGGUGGCCCAAGCCCCCUCGUACUCAGUGGUGCUCCCGCACAACAGAUGAGGAUGUCUCACUCCACGCCCGAUAGUGUUCCAAAUCCCGACCCCAGUAAGCUCUCUUUGGACCCUCGGUUAAAACAACAGUAUCUGUUAUACUUACACCAGCAACAGCAGCAGCGGCAACGAGGGGGACACACCCGUCCCCCUGCCCCCACCAACAAUAACCUGCGACAGGUGCCUCAGGUCCAUAUCACUUCCGCAUGUGACCAAAAUAAUUCUCAGCCAUCAUUAACACAGUACCGGAAUAACGUGUCAGAGUCCAAUUGUCAGUCACCCACAUCUCCCCUGUCACAGACGUCUCACUCCCCGGCACAGUCACCCGGCCUGCCCCCCACCUCCUGGAACAACUCACCAUUCGCAGAGAACUACCAGCAUCAGCAGCAGCAGCAACAGACCAGUGCACUUCAGCACCAGUUUGAACAAUUCAAUAUGUCACAAGACAACCACUUCAUCAUAUCAUCGUCAUCCGAUUCCUCACUGUUGACCAAUGGAGCAACGAGCAGUGCUAUUUACACGUCUCCCCAGAACACGCCAAUAAACUUUUCACAGGCUAUGACCCACGGCCUGACGGGCAGCAAUCAGGACCUUCAUCAACAGUACUUUCCACAACAAUUGGACUUAGAACGAAUUUCUCAAAAGUGUGUAGUGAAUCCUGCUGGGCAAUACCAGCAUCUUCAGCAGCAACAAAAUCUUUUACAACAACAACAACAGCAACAGCAACAGCAACAACAACAGCAGCAACAGCAGCAGCAACAUGUGUCGUCGGGCGGUAAAAUACCAGAUAUCAUAUUCACAGGUAUCAACUCUUACUUGUUUCAAGGUGUUGAUGACAGUUUGAUGGUGAAACAGGACUUUGCUAAGGAGAUCGGCAAUGCCAUCACUGGUAUGCCGGACGGCUUUGAUACAGACUUCUUUACUUCAGACGAGGCUCUCAAAGUCGGCCUUGAUCCUUUGGACUUGGAUGGCUUACAGAUGCUGACAGACCCCAGCAUGUUAACAGAUCCAGCCACAGAGGAAAGCUUUAAAUUGGACAGAUUAUAGGACUCACUUACUCCAUUUAAAUCAGCACUUUGCAUUUGUGUCUAUUCUGUUUUUAACAUCUUAGAAAUCUAAAAAAAAAUGUAUUGGUUAUGUCUAUCGACGCAUUUACACUUACCCCAGGAUUUGUACUACCCCUUCCCCCCUUGUCUGCCAAGAUUGCAGCCUCACCUACUUGCUACCGAGCAGAAGAAAGAACGUAUUACUUAGAUGGAACUUUUACUUAGUUGGAAAUGAGAAGUAGAAUGUGAGUCACUGGUUUCAUUUUAUAAUGUAUAACACUCCAGAUUUAGUAGUGACUACGCCUCUUACAAUGCAGUAUUUUUGUACUGGUGACAUCGUGUAAUUGUUCCCCCCUGCAUUCAUUGGCAUUCCUAACUACUUAAUGUGUACAAGGCACAAUAAUGUCGUGGAGAGAGAGAGAAAUACUGAGUUCACUCGCAAGAUUGUGAUAUGUAGAAGCUGGUUAUUUUGAUAUUUUUCUGAGAGUUCUAUAAGGCGCUGCUGUGUUAGCUGUAGGGCCAAUUUUACACAAAUUUCUGUUGGUUUUAAAAAAGCAUUUACACGCUUCAUUUUUUGCCAGAUUAUAGAUAAUACUAAUUUUUUAUUUUUUUUUUAUUUUACAAGAAUUGGUUCUGAUCUUUAGAAAGAUGUUUGACACAUGUUUUAAGGGAGGGAAAGGGCUGUCAGAUUUUGUAUUAUUCAUUUACGAUCUCUUUGACACUUUGUCCAAACUGUGCUGUAGAGGUAAUGCUAUAAUUAACAGUGAAUGAACACAUUCUCCCAAUUGCUAUCAACAUCUGUGAAACAUUACAAGGGACAUUUGUUAAAAUCACAAUUCAACUUCUCAUGUUGAACAAUUUGUUGACACAGUCCAAGGGAUAUAACUCUUAUAGAUUUGUCUAUUUUGUCAAAAGUUUUCCUCGCAUAAAAGUAUUACUAAGCGUAUAUAAGAAACAGCAUGGAAAAGAAAACACUCCGGUGUGAAAUGAACAAUUUUAUUUUACAUAAAUUAUUUGACUGCCAAUCAAGUAUGUUGCAAUGUUUUUCCUGGCAAUUUCUUCUCGAGACCUGUAAGGUUUGCUUUUAGAAAAAAAGUGAUUAUUAGCAUAACUUGCAUAAAAUAAUUCAUGUUUGUUAUAGUAAAUGUCGGUGGUGUUGGUCUAUUUAGUGAUGAUUUUGUUAGGUCAUCACUUAAGGAAUCAAAAGUCUUCAAUUGAUAGCUGGCAUAUAGUUGAUAAAAAAAGUGCUUGUUAUUUUAUUUAUUUUUAUAGGAAAAAAACUAAUAGGUGAUAGUUUAUAAAUGCUGUUAUUUGUACUGAUGGUAUAUAAUCUCACUACUCUGCCUACUGCUCUGCUGUGUCAAAUUCUCAAACUUCAAUUUGAAUUUCAUAAUUCAUCGACAGCUCACCUGGAAGCAUGCAAGGAUAAAGUGCUAUAAACUUGGUGUAAAUAAACUCACACUGGACCUCCUUUUAAGGUUACGAGUGAGAGAUUUAUAUGCCAAUAGGGUUGGAUAAAAAGUGAGCAUUACAAGCUCAUUGGGCCUCUUGUUUUAUUCAAGAUUUAAAUCAAAACAAUUUUCAUUUUGCGAUUAGUUAGUUAAGAAACUGGUGCAUGUGUGUAAAACAGGAAAUUGGGGUAACCAAAAGAUGAUUUCAAAAACCUUUAGUAUCUUCCAGACUUUUGGUGCAAAUACAUGUGGUCGCUGUACUUAAAACAGGGUUAACUUUGCUUUAUUUACUGAUUUUUUUCCGUAAGAUCAUAUCAAUGGUGUUGGUAAACUUGUUGUUUUAGGUAACAACUGCAAGUACAGGUCUAAGCGUUUUACAUACAAGUGAUAUACUAAAAAUUGUGUACAAUCAGCUGUACAUUGACACCUGACCCUGAAGUCUUCUGAUUGUUCCAGUGGUUACCUGGACAAUAACUUUUCAGUUCAAUAAAAUUUUAGUGUUGUUGUUGAAGACACUGGAGCAGACAGUAGAAGUGUAGUGGAUUCUCUACACAAAUGUAGCCAUGACGUCACAAUAUCUAUGACGUCACAAUUUAUUGCUACUCUACAAAGACAGCUAUGAUGUCAUGGUACACUGCUAUACAAAGACAGCUAUGACGUCAUGGUACACUGCUAUACAAAGACAGCUUUGAUGUCAUGGUACACUGCUAUACAAAGACAGAGAUAUAACGUCAUGGUACAUUGCUAUACAGACAGCUAUGACGUCAUGGUACACUGCUACUCAACUAGAGCUUUAGUUUGGCAGCAAAUUUUACAGUUGAUAUUUUGAAGAUUUAGAUUUAUAUGAAGAUUUUAAAUUUAUAUUGUCUGUGAUUUCAAUGUUUUAGUAUACUGUAGAUUACUUACAUUUCAUGUGAACCAAAUUUUGCAACUUUAACUUUUUAAACUUAAUUGCGACCUAUGUUACAUAGGAAUUAAUGUUCAAUCAAUUCUUCUAGCAAAUUUUGUUUUAAUGCAUAUCAUGAAAUAUAAGUUAUCGACAGUAUCUGGAUGACUAUUUGUGUCCUCUUUUAGGUUUGACAAUCAAUAGAGUACAGCUGUCAAUAGACAGCCUGUGCAGGAGUGUCAAGUUGUUUGAGGACCCCAGUGAGGCUGUGACACGCCUCUUUAUCUGUGUCUUAUAUCUUGCUAGGUGGUAACGUUGUGUGUCAAACAUGUUUUAAUUAGUACAAAUUGUACAGCCUUUUAAAAAGGACAUUAACUCUAUGGUUACUACUCAAAUAAGAUUGUGUGGGUUUACUCCCACAGAGCAGACAAUAUUCUAUGAUUCAGAUUAUGUUGGGACAUGUGAAGCACUGUUGUUACCUGUUUCAGAACUAUUAUAAAAUAUCUAUCUUUAUUAUUUGUUGCAGAAUUUAUUUAUAUGUAUAGUUUGCUAUUAUUGGGUGGUGAGAGAGGAAGGUUGGUGUCGUCAUUAAGUGCUGUGAUGCAGCUAUGUACAUAUUUUCACACACUUCUUAUCCAUGUGUUUUUUUGCCUGUGUAGACAUGUAAGAUCUACAAAUUACCUUGAGAGGCAUUUUGACAAAUACAAUGGUCUAGUCAUAAAUAACCCUGUACUGUUCCAGACACUUCAAAAACUGUAUGUAAAGAGACAUGAAUGCGAGUAAAUGGAUAAGUAGAGAGAGCGAGCAAGAAUGGCAUCAUUAUUUGAUAAGGCGUAUUUACAUACUUCUCAAAAGUUCGCUGUCAAGUAAUGACAUUUUUUUAGGUACUCGUAUGUGCAGAUGUACCCGGUCUUCAAUAUCGUUGAUUUUUGCAUUACUGAUAAUUGUUCAUGUAUGUCAAAUUUUAUGCUUGAUUUUUUAUAUGUCUUCAUUUCUGAUAAUCCACCCAUGUCUCCACAUUACCGGAAUGUCAUCGCAACUCAUCCCAUUACCCAUCUCUAUCCUGAUUGGUCAGUUAAGUCAGCUGAACAGAAGUGAACACAGCCACCUGUAUUUGUGCCUGGGCCCCUACUACUCUGCUUGAGUUGGUAAGAUUCCUCAGCAGAGGGGCAUUUCAACAUCAUAUGAGAAACAUUGGAGGUAGUUUAUUUGCACUAUGUAGAGAAUUAGUUCACACAAGGGUUUCAUCAGUCCCUUCAAUAUGUAGAUUUUUUUUGUGUAAAUAGAGGGAGCAGGGGAAUAUAUCCCCUCCAAGUUAUCUGCUGAAUGUCAUUGAUACAUAGCUGUAUGCUGAUCGGAGUGGCCUAUACAAACCUGUUUUAUCUUCAUUUCAUCAGUAUUUCUAAAGAACAUAAAUGUAGGUCUGUGACCGUUGACAAAUAUUCUCGAUUCCAAUUUGCCUUAACUGUUGAUAACAUACCUGUAGCCACAUUUCACACAGAUUUGUGUCAGCACACACUAUGUAUGUGGUUCACACUGGCAAUAUAUCGGGAUGGUGUCUCAAGUGUUACGGUUGUUCCAAGCCCUGCUAGCAUUAGACAGCAAGUGAUUUUACUGGUGCUAGAAUGGGUUAGCACUUAAAGCUUGAAAGUGCUCAAGUUAUUUGUGUUUGCUGCAGUUUUAUCAAAUCUUAGUAAUGGCAUUGCCAAACAGGAGACUGAAGAUUCUCUUUUACUUGUGUGUCACUUCAGAAUGUGCUUAUGUUACACAUUGUACUUUUGUUCCUAUGUCAGUACUGCAUCAGUUUUGUUAUAGAUAUUUUUCAGAAGAAAUUUUAUUCCUUCAUAUUACAGUAUUGUUAAGGAUGGACAGGAUGAAUUGUAUAAAAUAGAAUACUUUCUGUGUAAUUUUAUGUCGUCGUGUUAUGGAAUAGGAUUUUGACCUGUUUACAUGGUUACUAUGGUAUGGACAUUUGUGUACAUGGUAACCAUGGUGUUGGCUUUCCUUGAUGAGUGUAUAAGGUAUAGACAUUUACAACAAGGAAACCAUGGUAUUAGCCCCUGCUUGUAUGAUUGUAACAGUAUCAUUGACCUUUAUUGCAAGGUAACCAUGGUUAUGACCUUUGUUUACAUGGUUACCAUCAUUUGCUAUUUUUGAGGGACAGGGUUACCAUGGUGUUACUGUUACAUUGCAGGGUAUUCACGGUGUGAGUUCCAAGGUUACCAUGAUGUUUACAUGGUUACCUUAGUGUAGGACCAUGGUGUUGCCACUAUGGUGGUGUUCUCGUGGAUAUCAUGAUUAAAAGCACCACUAUAUUGACCUUGGUUUCUGUGUGUCCUUGUUCUGGUCCUAGGAACAGAGUUGUGUGGGAUACAGGAAUUUCCAAGUGGUAAUAACUGUAUAGGAUUGUUGUGCAUGUCCUGAACGAAUAUCCUCAAGAAUAUCCUCAAGAAUAUCCUAUCUUCUGAGUAAUUUUGGGGCAGUUUGAAACUAACCUUACAGUACAUUUGGUUUAAUGAGAUAAUGUCCAAUGCUAUUUCGUUAAAAAAUAUUAUCCUCAAAAUAAAAGGAUUCCCAUGAAUUUGAGGAAACAGUGGCCUGAUCAUUCAUUUUCCUGGAGGAUACAGAUACAGGCCGAAGUUCAGCUUUGCUGAGAUGUAUGGUAGACCUACAAUGAUGUAGUGCAAUCAUGCUCCAAACUUGGUUACAAUAUUGCUGCAUAGCUUACUGUAAAUAUUAUAUAAGAGGGGAGGUAACUUUUAAUGAAUUAAUUUUGGUUGGAACCAUAGCCCAGUCUUGUCACUUUUUCAUCAUUGGUUAAGGUUGAAUGCUACCUUACUACAUAUUUUUUUCACCAAAAGAGUUCCACACGAGCUUGUAAAAUAACUGUUACAAAAAACAGUGUCCACAGUUUAACUAUGUGGUGAUGUGUCCGAAAGUUGUACGAUUUUCUGUGCAUUACCACUCUCGUGCUAUUGGGAUCUUUUUUACAUGAUGACUUAUUUUCUAAUGCUAAGUAAAUAAAGUAAGGGAGACAACUCUAGCACACAUCAGACAUUAUAGCAUAUAUCCUUAAAGAUCGACUCUGGCCAUCCAAAGUAUAGUAAUAUUUUUAUUAUUAAACAAGAUCAUGUAUUCAUUCUAUUCUGGCUGUCAGUCUUGUCCUCCAUACGUCGGACACAUUUUGAAAUGGAUACCGGUGUUUUGUAAACAUGAAGUGUUUUAUAUAUAUUUUGUUUAACAAUUAAAUCCACUUUAUGGUGAAGAAUUAUUUGAAGCAUUGUUUAUCUGAAGUAUUCCAUGAUUGGAAAUGAGCAGAUCACAUUCUAUACAUAUCUAAAAAAAAAUCUGUAAAUUAUUUUUUUAAAUUACAGCAUUUUUUUCUUUCUUUAAAUUGUAAAUAGCCUAAUUGGACAUUGGUGCAAAUACAACUCUCCCCAAGUUACAUUCCAUUAUCAAGUAUUAAACUGUAUUCUACAAGUCUACAUGAAGCACAUUUCUAGGAAGUCUUGAGAUACAUGCCAAAUGCUUAUUGUUGUUGUUGGUGACGUUUUCGCAAAUAGAUCUAAAUCUAAUGUUGUUAUUCUGUGUGUAACUGCGUGUCAUGGUCCGUGGAUUUCCAAGGUCACAUGUUUGGUGGAAUGUCAAAAAGAUUUCCCGGAACACAAGAGAUUCGUGUUGUAUGGGAUUCCUCAAAUAUGUGUUUUUGUGUGUUUGGAUUUCCAGAAUUACCUGAAUUACUGUGACCAGUAGGCUGAAUUCCUGGGUCACAUGUAUUGUGACCUGAAUUCCUGGGUCACAUGUAAUGUGACCUGAAUUCCUGGGUCACAUGUAUUGUGACCUGAAUUCCUUGGUUACAUGUAUUGUUACCUGAAUUCCUGGGUCACUUGUAUUGUGACCUGAAUUCCUUGGUCACAUGUAUUGUGACCUGAAUUCCUGGGACAGGCAUUAUGACCUGAACUUAAAGUUCACACGUUUUGACCUGAAUUCCUCAGUCACAUUGAUUGUUAGCUGAAUUCAUGGGUUAUAUGGGCAUGGGUUGUGACUGAAUUCAUGAGUCACAAGUUUUUACCCAAACUCCUAAGUCACAUUGAUUGUGACCAGAAUUCUUGAGUUACAUGGGUUGUGACUUGAAAUAUGAGCUACAUGGGUUGUAACUGGAUUCAUGGGUCAUAUGGGCUGUGACUGAAUUCAUGGUUACAUAAGAUGUAACCUGAAAUCCUGGGAUUUGUGGACUGAAUAUCUGGAUCACCUGUGUCGUGACCAGGAUCGUUGGGCCUGGUAUUGUGACCAGAAUCGUUGUGCCUGGUGUCGUGACCAGAAUCGUUGGGCCUGGUAUUGUGACCAGGAUCGUUGGGCCUGGUGUCGUGACCAGGAUCGUUGUGCCUGGUUUUGUGACCAGGAUCGUUGGGCCUGGUGUUGUGACCAGGAUCGUUGGGCCUGGUGUUGUGACCAGGAUCGUUGGGCCUCGUGUCGUGAAACACAGGGGUGGCUGUGUUCUGUACCUGAUGUGGCUUUAGUCGUACACGAGCUGUACACAAUCAUCCUGAUGUACUAUAUUGCUUUUUACAGUCUUAGAGGGUUAUAACAUUGACUGUUGUAUGUUUGUUACCAUGACGUUUGUCAUCACAUGUUGUCCAGUAUCAUUACCCUUCAUUCUACUGGAGUAAAUAUACUACAUAUAAACAA
Mizuhopecten yessoensis (Yesso scallop) is the source of this 9141-nucleotide messenger RNA. Its product is annotated as CREB-regulated transcription coactivator 1-like. The transcript is spliced from 13 exons. The record is from RefSeq and is a predicted model, not a curated record. Gene Ontology annotation, biological process: positive regulation of transcription by RNA polymerase II; protein homotetramerization. Gene Ontology annotation, cellular component: nucleus; cytoplasm. Gene Ontology annotation, molecular function: cAMP response element binding protein binding. Bases 71 to 2116 code for a protein of 681 amino acids. NCBI's taxonomy places the organism in Eukaryota, Metazoa, Mollusca, Bivalvia, Pectinida, Pectinidae.